GAGGAUUCAAGCAUUUCUGUGGCACAAGCAGACAGAAAAUUGUCGAGUCUUGAUAGCUCAUUUUUUCUUUUUCAAUUGAUCAGGUUACAUUGGAUGGCUAUGGGUCUCAUCUCACGUUUGGUGACGUUCUUCGGACUCGUCCUCCUUGCCCAUGCGGGUUACUCCGCUCAUGAGCAUACGGUCUUGUACAGCAAUGCCCGCCUCUCCGCGUCUACUGCUCUUCCUCAGGAUAUCGUCAUCGAAGCUCUAGUAUCCCUCGUUCUCGUUUCAGUGGGCCUAGUGUUGGGCGCGCCUAAAUUGAAGCCGAUUAGCUGGAGCCAGUGGGCUGGGGAGAUCGAGAAGGAGGGUGGUGGCAGAAACCCCUACCGGAGGUUGGAGGAGAGGUAUAACUUCUGGGAUGUGCGGGCCAAACGGAAAGAAUUUGCGGAUUGGAUCAAGGGCGAGAAUCCUCUAAAGGAGUGAUGCAUGCUUUGCUAUAGGAAGCUGUCUGGAAUAAUACGUUUAUGUACAGUUAUAUCAGGCAAAAUUAAUGAACAAGUGGUUGCUCCUGGGUCUGCGCUGCUAUUCCUAUUGCGUUGCUUUGGGUUUGAUAAUUUGGAGAUCUGUUACCAGCUGAGUAUGUGUGGAGUACACAUUGAGUGUGAUGCAGUUACAGGGUGUCUGGUGUCAUGAACUCGGAAGACGCUUCACCGAUGUGUCGUUUCUUUUCAAUCGAUGCCCUGGCCCUACUAAGGAGCCAUUCCGUCAUACCUUCCAG
This is a messenger RNA of Aspergillus caelatus, 757 nucleotides long. Its product is annotated as membrane magnesium transporter family protein. Lineage: Eukaryota; Fungi; Ascomycota; Eurotiomycetes; Eurotiales; Aspergillaceae. The transcript is spliced from 3 exons. Gene Ontology annotation, biological process: protein folding in endoplasmic reticulum. The record is from RefSeq and is a predicted model, not a curated record. Bases 94 to 462 code for a protein of 122 amino acids. Gene Ontology annotation, cellular component: EMC complex.